Messenger RNA from Calypte anna (Anna's hummingbird), 2251 nucleotides. RefSeq names its product unc-51 like kinase 3 (gene ULK3). The coding region runs from base 76 to 1482 and encodes 468 amino acids. The record is from RefSeq and is a predicted model, not a curated record. NCBI's taxonomy places the organism in Eukaryota, Metazoa, Chordata, Aves, Apodiformes, Trochilidae. The transcript is spliced from 16 exons. Gene Ontology annotation, molecular function: ATP binding; protein serine/threonine kinase activity. Gene Ontology annotation, biological process: autophagosome organization; peptidyl-serine phosphorylation; autophagy. Gene Ontology annotation, cellular component: cytoplasm; autophagosome.
GGGAGGGGCGUGGCCAGAGCUGGGGGGCGCCGGGAACGCGGAAGCGUUGUGGGUGCCGGUACCGGUACCGGUGCCAUGGCCGGGCCCUGCUGGGCCCCCCCGCGCCUGGACGAGUUCAUCCUCACCGAGCGUCUCGGCUCCGGCACCUACGCCACAGUCUAUAAGGCCUACAGGAAGAAGGACACCCGCGAGGUGGUGGCCAUCAAAUGCGUGAGCAAGAGGAGCCUCAACCGGGCCUCGGUGGAGAACCUGCUGACUGAGAUCGAGAUCCUGAAGACCAUCCGGCACCCCCACAUUGUGGAGCUCAAGGACUUCCAGUGGGACAGCGACCACAUAUACCUGAUCAUGGAGUUCUGUGCUGGGGGGGAUCUCUCCCGCUUCAUCCGGAUGCGCAGGAUCCUCCCCGAGAAGGUGGCUCGGGUCUUCCUGCAGCAGCUUGCCUGUGCCCUGAAGUUUCUCCACGACCACAACAUCUCCCACCUGGACCUGAAGCCUCAGAACAUCCUGCUGAGCGCCCCGGAGAACCCCCAGCUGAAGCUGGCAGAUUUUGGCUUUGCACAGUACAUGUCACCCUGGGAUGAGAAGCAUGUUCUGCGGGGCUCCCCGCUCUACAUGGCCCCCGAGAUGGUGUGCUGCCAGCAGUACGAUGCCCGGGCUGACCUCUGGUCUGUGGGUGUCAUCCUUUAUGAAGCACUUUUUGGGAGACCACCCUUUGCCUCCCGUUCCUUUGCCGAGCUGGAGGAGAAGAUUCGCAGCGACCGGGCUGUGGAGCUUCCCAGCCGGCCCCAGCUCUCCCCGGAGUGCCGGGACCUCCUGGGACAGCUCCUGGAGAGGGACCCUUUGAAGCGCAUCUCCUUUGAGAGCUUCUUUGCCCACCCUUUUGUGGACAUGGAGCACGUCCCGGGCCCUGAGAGCCUCUGCAAGGCGACCAACCUGGUGGUGGAGGCAGUGAAGAAGGAUCAGGAGGGGGAUGCCUCUGCUGCCCUCUCUCUUUACUCCAAAGCUCUGGAGUACUUCGUGCCAGCGCUACACUAUGAAAGCGACGCUCGCCGGAAAGAAGCCAUCCGGGCCAAGGUGGGACAGUACAUCUCCCGGGCAGAAGAGCUGAAGGCUUUGGUCACCUCCAGCAGCAAGGACCUCCUGCAGCAAGGGAACCCAGCCAGAGCACUCCUGAGAGAGAUGGCCAAGGACAAGCCUCGGCUCUGCGCUGCCCUGGAAAUGGCUUCUGUGGCCAUCGCCAAGGAGGAGGAAGGCAAAGAUGAUAGUGUCACCCUGGAGCUGUACCAGCAGAGCCUGGGUGAGCUGCUGCUGCUCCUGGCCGCUGAGCCUGCGGGGAGGCGCCGGGAGCUGCUCCACGCCGAGAUCCAGACCCUGAUGGCCCGAGCUGAGUACCUGAAAGAUCAGAUAAAGAUGAGGGAGGCACAGUCCAUGGGCAAGGAGGCACUGGCAGAGUCUGUCCGGAGCGCCUGUACCCUGCAGUGACACCCAGCCUGCGGGAUGCUCCUCACUGCCCUGCCAAGAAGUGGAGUGGAGGAAGGAUGAGGUUUUCCUCCCGACUGCAUCAGGGUAACCACCUCGGGCUCCCAGCCCCAGGGGUCCUGCGGAUGAGUCCUCAGGGCCAUCUGUCCCCUCCCCGGGCACUGGCACCACCUUCUUUCCCCACCGGUGGGGUCCCCUGGCAGCUCUGCCUUGACCUUCUGCUGCCACAGCCUCCCCUCCCCGUGGGGCUGGGUUAUUCCACUCCAGUUCCCUCUGUUGGCUGCACCCGGAUGGGUGUGCUGAUCCUGGCACCCAGCUCUGUCAGGGCAUCCCCUCUGCCAGCCUUUUCAGUGGGGUGGUUCUCCCACCUCCCCAAUUCUCUGGGAGCUGCAGGUAGGGGGUGGGGGACACUGCCUGCACCCACCCUCUGCUCUCCUGGGUGACUUGCUCACCCAGUAACUACCUCUCUGCACCCACCACUGCUCACCCAGCACCCGGUUGCACCUCUCACCCCCUUGCACCCUCAGCCUGACCCUUCCUUCUCUGUGGGAGCUGAGCCUUUUGCUGUCCAAAUCUGCCUGCAAUGGGGUCCAGCAGGUGCUGACAGCCUUGGGCAUUUGUGUCACGAGGUGUUACCAGUGCUCAGCUUGGCACCAGCUCCCCGGUGGGUGUAGACCUCGAGUAAAAGAUGAGCAGAAACCAGAAGCCUUCAGGGAUGGAGUGGCAGGAUUGCAAACAGUGAUACCUCCCUGACUGACCCCUUCUGUGCCUC